Messenger RNA from Perkinsus marinus ATCC 50983, 411 nucleotides. RefSeq lists its product as hypothetical. The transcript is spliced from 2 exons. Lineage: Eukaryota; Perkinsozoa; Perkinsida; Perkinsidae. The coding region runs from base 1 to 411 and encodes 136 amino acids. The record is from RefSeq and is a predicted model, not a curated record.
AUGCAAAGGGCAUCCAUUAUCGCGGAGCAUGUCUCCCCAGGCCAUUUUCAUUCCACGGUGCUCACUAUUGUGGGCGGCGGCAACUCAGGUCACGUGUGUGCCUCUCUCGUCCACGGCAACACCGAGGGCCGGGUCCGUGUCCAACUGCUGACCACCAAACCAGAGGCUUGGAUCAGCUCACCUGUGGUCCGUUUCCCCGAUGGAUGUAAGGACUACCUUGGUGCUCUCGCAGUCGCCGCCAGGGAUCGUCGUGGUUUUCUUGUUCCAGCCUCGCAAGAAGGCCUGGUCGAUAAGGUUUCGUCGGAGCCCAACGAAGUUCUGCCCAAUGCCGACAUAAUUCUGUGGACUGGUCCAGUCAGCGCCACCAAAGAGGUCAUGAUAGGCCUAUUAGGCGCACGAUUCGGUCUAUAG